CUCCACCACCACCGCCUGCUCUUCAGCUGGGGAGAAGGGACUCUUCUGCGGCUCCCCCGCUCCCCCACCUUCGCUGGCUCCCGGGCUCGGAGCCGUCUCUCCGGAAGGGGAGGGGGCUCGGCGCGCCCGGGCGAGGUGGGAGUGCAGGUACCCCGCCAUGGAUGCGGUGCUCCGGAGGCUGCCUGAACCCCAGCCCACAUGCCACUCAGGAUGAGGGUCCGGCCCUGCCAGCCCGCGCUGGGGCCCCCCCGCCCGGCCGCGGUCUAACUGCCCCCGCCCCCAGGCCUCGCCCGGCUCGCAGGCCCCCAGCCGGCUCUCCCGCCCCAGGAUGCGCUGAGCCGCCGGGGGGGCUGAGGCCGCGCCAACUACAUGCAUGUCCCCCGGGGGCAAGUUCGACUUUGACGACGGGGGCUGCUACGUGGGGGGCUGGGAGGCGGGGCGGGCACAUGGCUACGGCGUGUGCACCGGGCCCGGCGCCCAGGGCGAGUACAGCGGCUGCUGGGCGCACGGCUUCGAGUCGCUGGGCGUCUUCUCGGGGCCCGGCGGACACAGCUACCAGGGCCACUGGCAGCAGGGCAAGCGCGAAGGGCUGGGCGUGGAGCGCAAGAGCCGCUGGACGUACCGCGGCGAGUGGCUGGGCGGGCUGAAGGGGCGCAGCGGCGUGUGGGAGAGCGUGUCCGGCCUGCGCUACGCCGGGCUCUGGAAGGACGGCUUCCAGGACGGCUACGGCACCGAGACCUACUCCGACGGAGGCACCUACCAGGGCCAGUGGCAGGCCGGGAAGCGCCACGGCUACGGGGUGCGCCAGAGCGUGCCCUACCACCAGGCGGCGCUGCUGCGCUCGCCCCGCCGCACCUCCCUGGACUCGGGCCACAGCGACCCCCCGACGCCGCCGCCGCCCCUGCCGCUGCCCGGCGAGGAGGGAGGCAGCCCGGCCUCGGGCUCGCGCGGCGGCUUCGUGCUGGCCGGCCCGGGGGACGCCGACGGCGCGGCGUCCCGCAAGCGCGCCCCGGCCGCCGGCGGCUUCUUCCGCCGCUCGCUGCUGCUGAGCGGGCUCCGGGCCGGCGGGCGCCGCAGCUCCCUGGGCAGCAAGCGCGGCUCCCUGCGCAGCGAGGUGAGCAGCGACGUGGGCAGCACCGGGCCGCCGGGCUCCGAGGCCAGCGGGCCCCCCGCGCCCGCGCCGCCCGCGCUCAUCGAGGGCUCGGCCACCGAGGUGUACGCGGGCGAAUGGCGCGCCGACCGGCGCAGCGGCUUCGGCGUGAGCCAGCGCUCCAACGGGCUGCGCUACGAGGGCGAGUGGCUGGGCAACCGGCGCCACGGCUACGGCCGCACCACCCGGCCCGACGGCUCGCGCGAGGAGGGCAAGUACAAGCGCAACCGCCUGGUGCACGGCGGCCGCGUGCGCAGCCUCCUGCCGCUCGCCCUGCGGCGCGGCAAAGUCAAGGAGAAGGUGGACCGCGCCGUGGAGGGCGCGCGCCGCGCCGUCAGCGCCGCCCGCCAGCGCCAGGAGAUCGCCGCGGCCAGGGCGGCGGACGCCCUUCUCAAGGCCGUGGCGGCCAGCAGCGUGGCGGAGAAGGCCGUGGAGGCAGCGCGGAUGGCCAAGCUGAUAGCGCAGGACCUGCAGCCCAUGUUAGAGGUGCCAGGCCGCAGACCCAGGCAGGACUCGGAAGGUUCCGACACAGAGCCCUUGGAUGAAGACAGCCCCGGGGUGUACGAGAACGGACUGACCCCGUCAGAGGGCUCCCCCGAACUGCCCAGCAGUCCCACCUCCGCCCGCCAACCCUGGCGACCCCCUGCCUGCCGGAGCCCACUGCCUCCUGGACGGGACCACCGAGGUCCCUUCUCCAGCCCCAAAGCUUGGCCUGAGGAGUGGGGGGGGCUCGGGGAACAGGCAGAGGAACUCGCUGGCUACGAGGCCGAGGACGAGGCGGGCAUGCAGGGGCCCAGGGGCGGCUCCCCACUCCUGGGAGGCUGCAGUGACAGUUCCGGAAGUCUCCGUGAGGAGGAGGGGGAAGACGAGGAGCCCCUGUCCAUGCUGAGAGCCCCGGGGAGCUUGGAGCCCAACCGCCUGACCACAGCGGUACUGCGGGGACCGUCCCUGAGGGGCCCCGACGCCGGGUGCCUGAUGGAAGAGCAGGAGGAGCCAGUUGCCACCGAGAGGCCUGCCCAGCCGGGAGCUGCCAACCCUCUGGUGGUGGGCGCCGUGGCCCUCCUGGACCUCAGCCUGGCAUUCCUGUUCUCCCAGCUCCUCACCUGAGGCUCCUUCUUGGCCUAGUGCCGGCUUCGAUCGCGGCCUCCGGGCUCCUCGGCCUGCCUUUUCUCCUUCCCCUCCUGUUCAUUUUUUUUCUCCUUUCUUUCUCUUCUCCCUCUCCCUUUCUUUUCUGCCCGACCCCCCCCCUUUUCUUUCUGUCUCUUGCUUUUUCUUUCUCUUCUCCUUUCAGACCCUCUCAUUUAUUCUGGACCCCCAUCUCUGUCUCCCUCCCUCCCCUGCCUUCUCUCUCUCUAGAUUGUUUACAUAUGAAGGGCUUUUCUUGCUCAGAGUUGCUCUCUUCUCUGAGAUAUACAAAUCUAAGUCAGACCAUUGCCCCUUGCCCUCCCUGCCUUUUCUUUAGACCUGAAUUUUGAGGAGGGUGGGGGUUUGGUGUCCUGAUGAGCGAAGAGAAGGAAGACAGUGGAGUAGGAGUGACUAAAUAUUGGGCAAGGCACUGGCUGAGCUACUGCGGCUUCUGUGGCCCAGUGGCCCUCUGACACCUCCUGGAAAAGCCCUCAAAGAUGCAGCCUCCAUUUCUGACGUUGGCGGAGCCUUGGUCUUGCCUCCAAGCCCUACCCUAGGCUCUCGUCUCACCUGACCCUUGGUCUUUGAAGGGGAUAAGAGAAUGGAGAGGAAAGGGCUCCCUGGCAUCUCUUCCUGAGCCACAGCACCCCUGUCCAACCCCCGGCUGGUGUGUGUUAUGUCAAGAGCGAUCGAUGCAUAAAGGAGAGGAAUGGUCCAAAGCAGCUGAGUCCGCCUCCCUCCUCCUCUCCCCACAAUGUUUAUUUGAUUGGUCUGGACUCACUUGUGGCCUUUGAUUAAAUUUCUAAGGGGCCUGAAGAAGAAUUCAAUUUCUACUGCAGGAGGUUGAGAGGCGCUCGAGCAAGGGCCCCGGUCCCAGCCCAGGCAGCUGUGGCGGGGUGGGGUGGGGGUGCCCAUCCUGGGGAAUGGAACCAGAUGAGAAAGCAGGGAGUCACAGGCACAGAGGCCGAGGGGCUCAGUAGGCGGUGGGUCGCAUCCCCCCGGUUGGAAGCGUGUGGUGGAUGGGAACACAAGAGAAGGAAGGGGUCACAGGAAGCCAAUCUCCCCACUUUCCAGGCAGGGCAGAGGUGGGAUCCGGGCCGGGGUGAGAGCUGGUGAAGAACCCUGAGGACGCUGUGGCUGACCCUGGUACUCACUUUUCCCCUGGGGACAGGAAGCCCUAGGAAAAGGGGCCAGUGGGGGUCCCUGGGGGAUCCUUCCCUCCCCUGCAUGAGGCAGAGGCAAGCUGCCUGCCCCCCUUCUCCUCCAAGGAAUGGCUUGCCUGGGAAUGCCCACCACACACCCUCUUCUUUUUUUCUAGUCAAACUCUUUUUACUCCUUGGCCUGCCUCCCUCCUUCCUCUCCUCUCAACCUUUACUUCUGAUUUCUAUUUCAUGGAAUUUGGGAUUGAAGUUCAACUACAACAGUGCCGCCAACACCAAGUCUUGCAGGAAAAAAAAAAAAAGAAAUUUAACAAAAAAAAUAUAUUAAUAAAAAAGUUCAAAAAAGGGG
Sorex araneus (European shrew) is the source of this 3784-nucleotide messenger RNA. It is a transcript of the gene JPH4, whose product is annotated as junctophilin 4. The transcript has 6 exons. The record is from RefSeq and is a predicted model, not a curated record. The coding region runs from base 374 to 2257 and encodes 627 amino acids. Lineage: Eukaryota; Metazoa; Chordata; Mammalia; Eulipotyphla; Soricidae. Gene Ontology annotation, biological process: regulation of synaptic plasticity. Gene Ontology annotation, cellular component: endoplasmic reticulum membrane; plasma membrane; junctional membrane complex.